AUGAUGAACUCGUUUAGCAGUUUGGAGUGUGAUAAGGUAUUUGACAAAGAAGAUAAGCCAUUCUCGUUUCUAGAGUAUUUCUCUUAUCAAAGCGAGUUCACCAAUAAUUUCUUUGGAUUGGAAGAUGAAAUUAUUUCCUCUGGCAACUAUGAUUAUUAUCUUCCAUCUGCCUCAAACUUUCUGGCUUUACCUGAUCUUGAACCCAUCUCCAUCGUCUCUCAUGAAGAUUUACUUAACGAGUACGGUUCUGUUUCAUGGACUGAAAAAGAGUCGAUGUUUGAUGAACAUCAAAGAGAAGAUUUUGAUUUGGUGAAAAAGACUGAAACUGUCAAGAAAAGAGUCAGAGAAGAAUGUGCUUAUAGUAGCUAUGUUGCAAAGCCAUUGUCGAAGGAAACCAUCUCAUUGUACUAUGACAUGCCAAUAGCUCAAGCGGCUAAGGAGCUUAACAUUGGUUUAACUCUUUUGAAGAAGAAAUGUCGUGACUUGGGUAUUCAGCGUUGGCCUCAUCGUAAGUUCAUGAGCCUAGAUAAUCUCAUCGAGAAUGUCAAGGAGAAGUUGGAGAAAGGGGAAGGGAACGCAGAUGAGCAAAGAAAAAAAUUGGAAAAGCUCAAGAAGGAGAAGAAAAGGAUGAAGGAGUCUCCAGAUUUGGAAUAUGAGGAUAAGACAAAGAGAUUGAGACAAGCUUGUUACAAGGCUAACCAUAAGAGAAAGAGAAGACUUGUCAUGUCUACGUCAACCGCAUGA
This is a messenger RNA of Brassica napus (rape), 744 nucleotides long. RefSeq names its product protein RKD1. The coding region runs from base 1 to 744 and encodes 247 amino acids. The transcript is spliced from 4 exons. Gene Ontology annotation, molecular function: DNA-binding transcription factor activity. NCBI's taxonomy places the organism in Eukaryota, Viridiplantae, Streptophyta, Magnoliopsida, Brassicales, Brassicaceae. The record is from RefSeq and is a predicted model, not a curated record.